UUGCGUGUUGUAUUUGUACUUUGCUCUUUGAAUUCAUUCCCGUCGCUCUCUGUAUGAAAUUAACCUUCUUUGAUCUUUCAAGUCUGUUUUAUAUUUGUAAUAUUCAAAGGAACUAUUCCCAUAUUCACCGACAUGUUACACGUCCAAAACCAAAAUGUUUGACCAGUAAAAUUCUGCUAUGCUUCAUCAUUUCAAUUCUUUUUCCUUCCCAUUCAAGCCAUAUCUAUUUAGUAUCUACCUAAGGUAUCCCAUGAAACAGAGGCUUCUUCUGCUCCCGUGGUAGCAAACUGGCAAAAUGAAGCCUCCUCUUCUUUUGUUUCUGCCUCAGAUAAUCCUUUCUUGUUUGUCCGUAUCAGCUAUUGAUUUUGUCUUCAAUGGCUUUAAUUCCUCCGACUUGCUUCUCUAUAGCAAUGCCACCAUCGAAUCUCGUAUUCUCUCCCUUACUAACAGAACACCUUUCGCAGUUGGUCGUGCUCUAUACCCAUCAAAAAUACCUACCAGAGCUCCUAAUUCCUCUUAUUUCUAUCCAUUCUCUACUUCUUUCAUUUUUGCUAUGGCUCCGUACGAGAAUGUUCUCCCAGGACAUGGCUUGGUUUUCAUUUUCGUCCCACUUACUGGGAUCGAUGGUACUAGCUCAUCCCAAAAUUUAGGCUUGUUUAAUAGAACGAAUGAUGCUAAAUUCAGCAACCAUGUUUUUGGGGUCGAAUUCGAUGUGUUCGCCAACCAAGAAUUCAAUGACAUGAACGACAACCAUGUUGGUAUAGAUCUGAAUUCCCUCAGGUCAAGUUUUGCUGCAGAUGCAGGAUAUUGGCCUGAAAAUAAAAGGAGUAACAGCAUCUUCGAGAAAUUGGACCUCAAUAAUGGUGAGAAUUAUCAAGUUUGGAUUGAUUAUGCAGAUUCUUUGAUUAAUAUUACCAUGGCCCCUGUUGGCAUGAAAAGGCCUAGUCGGCCUCUGUUAAAUGCUUCUCUUAAUCUUUCUGAAGUUUUUGAGGAAGAAAUGUAUAUUGGGUUCACUUCUGCAACAGGAAGACUUGUUCAGAGUCACAAGAUUCUGGCUUGGAGCUUUAGCAAUUCCAAUUUUUCUUUAAGUGAAAAUUUGAUUACAACUGGGUUGCCAUCGUUUGUUCUUCCAAAGGGUUCUGUUUUUCGGUCUAAAGGGUUCAUUGCAGGAGCCACAGUUGGAAGUUUCCUUGUUAUUGUCUUUAUUGCCUUGAUCACUGUGUUUUAUAUUAGGAGGAAGCAGAGGAGGGCAAGGGAAAGAGCGGACAUGGAGGAGUGGGAAUUGGAAUAUUGGCCACAUAGAAUUACGUAUCAAGAAAUUGAGGCAGCAACUAAAGGAUUUAGUGAAGAAAAUGUCAUUGGAAUUGGAGGAAAUGGGAAGGUCUUUAAGGGUGUAUUACCAGGAGGGACUGAGGUUGCAGUGAAGCGAAUUUCACAUGAAAAUAAUGGGAUGAGAGAAUUUUUGGCUGAAAUUUCUAGCCUUGGAAGAUUGAAACACAAGAGUUUGGUUGGGUUGAGAGGUUGGUGCAAGAGAGAAAAAGGAAGCUUCAUGUUAGUGUAUGAUUAUAUGGAAAAUGGGAGUUUGGAUAAGAGGGUGUUCGAUUGUGAAGAGAGUAAAAUGUUAAGCUGUGAAGAGAGAAUAAGGAUAUUGAAAGAUGUUGCUUUAGGGUUGUUGUAUUUGCACGAGGGAUGGGAGGCUAAAGUCCUACAUAGAGACAUUAAAGCCAGCAAUGUAUUACUUGACAAGGAAAUGAAUGGAAGAUUAGGUGAUUUUGGCCUGGCUCGGAUGCACAGCCAUGGUCAGGUGGCUAGCACCACGCGGGUGGUUGGAACGGUGGGGUACUUGGCGCCUGAGGUGGUUCGCAGUGGUCGAGCAUCAGCUCAAACAGAUGUGUUCGGUUUUGGGGUAUUAAUUUUGGAAGUGAUGUGUGGAAGAAGGCCUAUAGAAGAAGGGAAGCCGCCACUUGUAGAAUUGGUAUGGAAGUCAAUGAUGCAAGGGCAAUUACUGAGUGUCUUUGAUCCAAGGCUAAAGGCUAGAGGAGGGUUCGAUGAGGAAGAAGUGGAGAGAGUACUUCAUUUAGGUUUGUUGUGCGCGUAUCCUGAGCCUAGUUCUCGGCCAACAAUGAGGCAAGCCGUGAAGAUUUUGGAGGGCAAGAACGAGCUUAAUGAUCCUGACAGUGAAGAUAUGGACGCAUAUCUGCUCCAACAUAUCAAUUCUAAAGAUAUGUGGUUGAAUUAUUCUGAGAGUUCAUGCUACUCAUCUCACCCAACAUUUGAAGAUAUUAGAAAAUCCCAAUCAUCUUCCAUGUCCUUCUCUUGGACCAAUAGCCUAGUGGACGAUUUUCAGAGAGAAACAAGGUUGGGGAAGCAGCUGCUGAAGUGGGGACAAAUGAGAUCCAAGAGUACAUAAACUGGAAUAGAUAGUGAUAGAGAGAGCUUUGAUAUUUAAUUUUGUAACUUUUUUUUUUUGGGUGUGUUGAUUAACAUUUAUUCAUGGGGUAUUGAUGUAAAGAAGAUUUAUUUUUCCCCCCUUUUCUCAAAAGAAAAAGCUUCUACUUGUUUGUAUGCUAUGUACAGCAAAUCCACAUUAUGAUAUUAAAAUAUGAGUUUAAGAUA
Molecule: messenger RNA, 2616 nt
Organism: Hevea brasiliensis (rubber tree)
Lineage: Eukaryota; Viridiplantae; Streptophyta; Magnoliopsida; Malpighiales; Euphorbiaceae
Product: L-type lectin-domain containing receptor kinase VII.1
Exons: 2
Coding region: 296-2410 (704 amino acids)
Biological process (GO): protein phosphorylation
Cellular component (GO): plasma membrane
Molecular function (GO): protein kinase activity; ATP binding; carbohydrate binding
Source: RefSeq, a predicted model, not a curated record